UUGAGUACAGCCUACCAGACACAAGUAGAGCUGAACAGACGCAAUUUACGUAAAAUUUUUGAAGUAAUUUUUUUAAUGGGAAGACAAAACAUCCCAUUGAGAGGCCACGAUGAAUCUAAAGAUUCUCACAACAGAGGAAAUCUGCUGGAAUUUCUUGAAUAUCUGUCACGGUACUGCCCUGACUUAAAACGCCAUUUGGAAGGAAACUUUCACUACGUAAGCCCCAAAAGCCAAAACGACAUGUUGAAACUCAUUGCAUCUAACAUUCAGAAGAGAAUUACGACAGCUGUCAAACACUGCGGCUUCUUUGGACUAAUAUGUGACGAGUCACAAGACAUAUCAAGGGUAGAACAAAUGUCUGUCAAUGUAAGGUUUGUAACAGACAGCCUGAAUGUAGAGGAGAGGUUUCUUGGAUUUUGGCCUUUAAAAGGUACUGACGGAGAAAGUCUGUUUCAGCAACUGACGCAAGUUUUGCUUGAGACGGGCCUAUCAAUGUCUAUGGUACGGGCACAGUGUUAUGAUGGAGCGUCAAGCAUGUGCGGGAAGCACUCAGGUUUAGCUACCAGGCUUCAGGAGGUCGAGAAGAAAGCUGGAUAUGUGCAUUGCCAUGCCCACAGAUUGAACCUCAGUCUUCAAAACAGCUGCGAGAACGUUACAGAUGUGCGAAACGUUCUAGGUGCUGUUUCCAGUCUCUAUAAUUUACUUGAAGGAUCAGCCAAGAGACAUGAAAAGUUUCAAGAUGUGCAACGAAGACAGAACGAAGGAAAGGGCCCGCAAGCAGUACUCCAACGACCAUGUCAUACUAGGUGGGGUUCCAGGCACGCAGCAGUCCAUACUGUUAGGCAACAGUUUGCAUCAAUUCUGAUUGCUCUGGACGAACUCUCUGACGAUGCUGCGAUCGGAAGUGAAGCUCACUGUUUACUGACUGUUGUAUCUUCAUUCAAUUUUCUCUUCUAUGUGUCCGUUCUAGACACUCUACUAGGAUUAAUCUCUCAUCUAUCCCAGUACCUGCAGGGAGAGAACGUAGAUCUUCAGGCAGCAAAAAGAUCAGCUGAUAGCGUCAUUGCUACUCUACAAAGUUUCAGAACAAAUGAAAGUUUUGAGAAUUUCUGGCAGUCAUCGGAGAAAGAGAGUAAAGCAAAAAACCUGACUCCACCAGCUCUCCUUCGAGCUCGUCGACCUUCUCACCGAAUUGACGAACGAAGCACGACCCAAUAUCAGCCACUGUCACCAAAAGAACGUUAUCGACAAGCAUAUUAUGAAUUAUUGGAUAUCAUGGUAUCAGACCUAACUCGACGCUUUUGUAGCAAAGAUUACCGUGUGUUCUGUGGAAUUGAGAAGUUGUUGUCCGAGUCAGUCUCGUUAUCGGCGCCAGAUCAGUCGCUUGUGAGUGAGAUAUUACACUUUUACACAGGUGACUUUGACAACACUCAGUUCACGUCUGAAAUAAGAGUAUUUUACAAUUAUUCUAAACUGCACUUUUCUAAAGACGUUGUGGAGACCGGCAACAUAGGUGCUCUUGCUCGUCAGUUUGUUUCUCUCCGUUGCACAGAAUUGUUUCCCCAAGUCUUCAAACUGUUCAAGUUGUUUCUCUGCAUUCCUGCUACAUCUUCAACUGCAGAGCGGUCGUUUUCUGCUCUAAGGCGACUAAAAUCAUGGCUGCGAACUAGGAUGGCUGACGAGCGCCUCCGGUCCCUUGCUCUGAUGUGCUUCGAAUGCGACAUUGCUAAGGAACUGGAGAGUAAUAUUGAUGAUCUUGUUUCACAAUUUGGUGCUCUUUGUGACAGACGUCUUCCUCUACAAUAGUUAGUAAACUUUUUGUAAUGUUGAUAUUAAAAAGAAUUUAAUAUAUAUGACGCCAUGAAUUACGUCACAUAUCUCAGCUUCAAAUUUGCGCCCCCCCACUUUUGG
Corticium candelabrum is the source of this 1911-nucleotide messenger RNA. Its product is annotated as zinc finger MYM-type protein 1-like. Lineage: Eukaryota; Metazoa; Porifera; Homoscleromorpha; Homosclerophorida; Plakinidae. Bases 76 to 1806 code for a protein of 576 amino acids. The transcript has a single exon. The record is from RefSeq and is a predicted model, not a curated record. Gene Ontology annotation, molecular function: protein dimerization activity.